GGUCAGACGGCAGUAACGGUUAACUACCGGUUUUUGGAGGGAUUUUGUUAUAUGCAGUUUUACUUUUGUGUCGUCGUACUUAUUUAUAGAUUUACACACAGCAAAAUCAAUGGAAACUUCGGAUAAGAAAAACUUAAAAAUUAGUCAAGACACUGCAACAUUUGGUGAAUAUAUAAAUCCUGUAAUGAAGUCUAUUUCAGGACAAAUUUGUUUUGAAAAUUCCAUCAAGCGACAUGUGUUAAGUAUUACAAAUGAAAAUGUGAACUGUUACAAUUCUUUAACAUGGAAGAAAUAUCCAGAAACAGGGUUUAAUCAAGUUCUACUUUUAAAAAAUGAAAAAUGUUAUAAGGAGCAUUUGAAAUCUUCUGUUGCUGGCAUGAAUUUAAGUAGAAAUGAAUAUUAUACUGUUCCGCCUUUUGAAGAUUUGGCCAUCCUGACAGAUGAAAGUGGUAAUUGUAUUGUCGAAAAUCUAAUUAUUGGCCGACGAGGAUAUGGAAGUGUGUUUUUCCCAGGAAAAACAAAUGUUACCGGCCUUCAUUUAGAUAAGAUAGUUCACUUUGGAAGAAGGAUGAUUAUGGUAUAUCCUGAUGAUAACUGUAGGCCUCCGGUUGGACAAGGUCUUAAUAAAAAAGCUAAGGUUACCCUUGAGUGUGUGUGGCCAAGUGACAAAAUCACGGAAGAGCCAAUAAGAGAUGUUAAAAGAUUAAAAUUGAUGAAAUUUGAAGAAAAAGUAAAGAAAGCUACUCUUACCUUAGGAGCAAAGUUUGUAGAAUAUCAUCCAGAAACUGGAUCAUGGACUUUCGAGGUAAAUCAUUUUUCAAAAUAUGGAUUGGAAGAUUCUGAUGAAGAAGUAGAAAGUACUGUGAAACCUCAGGCUCAGAAAACAUCUAUUCAGAUUGAAGUUAAACAACUGGCAUCACUUCCAAAUCAGAAGUUAGAUUUGCAGAUGUCAAAAAAACUAGAAAAUGAUGAUGAUGACGAUGAUGAUAUGGAGGAUAUUACAGGUCAGACAUUACCAAAAGAGUUAAUGGAUGAUGAACCAAGUGCUGAUUUAAUGUAUCCUGCUACUCAUCAUUUGUUACAUGCUGCAGGUGCAAGUCUAAAUAAAAUCCAAGGAAUGAAAGCAACAUUAUUUGAUGAAGAGAUGGAAAAUGAAUAUGAUUCUAUAGAUUUAAAAAUGACUGAAAGAGGUGAUUUUAGUUUUAAUGCUGAAAGUAUAAAAUCACCAAAUAAAAGACUAGCACUUGAAGAAAAAAUAUCAACUCCUUCACAAUUAAAAUAUUCAAGAUUUCAAGCUAUUGGUGUUGCUUCAACAUCUACUUCUGCACAAUUACCAGAAUUUCUUUCUGAUCAUCCUGUAUUAAUGAGUGGAAUAUCUUCAAAGACAGUAAGAAGUGUUCAAGGACAUGUAUGGAAAGGAGGAACUAAAAUUAAAUUAUUACCAUGGUCACAGUCAUUAUUACAUAACUAUCAAAAAAUGAUUGCAGAUGCAGGAUGCUUUGCUGGUAGGUCAUUUCGUGCUGGCUGGGGUCCAUCGUGGAAAUUAGUACAUCUUGGAAAUUCAAUUAAAACAGCUUCAAGAUUGAAUUCUCAACACAUACUCUUGGGAUCACCUUUCAUGUCUUCACAUUCUGAAUUUCCACAUCUGAAUUUAGUCAUAGAGAAUGUGAAAAUGUCAUCAUCAUAUCAAUAUACUGACAAUGUUAUCAGGACAAAUUUAGAAGAAUUACUGAAUGUUCAUUUAUCACAUUCAACUUAUACUAUUGAAAAUGGGGCACCAAUAUUUGUUGCAAAGCCAGGGAUUGAUUUAUUACACACCUGUGCAGAUACAUCAAAAAAGCAUGUUUUGAAUAUAGAUCCUUCACACUCAGAUGUUGAUAUAACACGUCAGUGCCAUCAUGUUUGGGAAUUAUGUGUAGCAUUGUGGGGUAAUAUACUGGGAGUUGAUAAAGGAAUGGAAUCGGUUAAUAGUUAUGUACAUUUAAUUGCAAGAAGGGAACGGUUAACUACCGGUUUUUGGAGGGAUUUUGUUAUAUGCAGUUUUACUUUUGUGUCGUCGUACUUAUUUAUAGAUUUACACACAGCAAAAUCAAUGGAAACUUCGGAUAAGAAAAACUUAAAAAUUAGUCAAGACACUGCAACAUUUGGUGAAUAUAUAAAUCCUGUAAUGAAGUCUAUUUCAGGACAAAUUUGUUUUGAAAAUUCCAUCAAGCGACAUGUGUUAAGUAUUACAAAUGAAAAUGUGAACUGUUACAAUUCUUUAACAUGGAAGAAAUAUCCAGAAACAGGGUUUAAUCAAGUUCUACUUUUAAAAAAUGAAAAAUGUUAUAAGGAGCAUUUGAAAUCUUCUGUUGCUGGCAUGAAUUUAAGUAGAAAUGAAUAUUAUACUGUUCCGCCUUUUGAAGAUUUGGCCAUCCUGACAGAUGAAAGUGGUAAUUGUAUUGUCGAAAAUCUAAUUAUUGGCCGACGAGGAUAUGGAAGUGUGUUUUUCCCAGGAAAAACAAAUGUUACCGGCCUUCAUUUAGAUAAGAUAGUUCACUUUGGAAGAAGGAUGAUUAUGGUAUAUCCUGAUGAUAACUGUAGGCCUCCGGUUGGACAAGGUCUUAAUAAAAAAGCUAAGGUUACCCUUGAAUGUGUGUGGCCAAGUGACAAAAUCACGGAAGAGCCAAUAAGAGAUGUUAAAAGAUUAAAAUUGAUGAAAUUUGAAGAAAAAGUAAAGAAAGCUACUCUUACCUUAGGAGCAAAGUUUGUAGAAUAUCAUCCAGAAACUGGAUCAUGGACUUUCGAGGUAAAUCAUUUUUCAAAAUAUGGAUUGGAAGAUUCUGAUGAAGAAGUAGAAAGUACUGUGAAACCUCAGGCUCAGAAAACAUCUAUUCAGAUUGAAGUUAAACAACUGGCAUCACUUCCAAAUCAGAAGUUAGAUUUGCAGAUGUCAAAAAAACUAGAAAAUGAUGAUGAUGACGAUGAUGAUAUGGAGGAUAUUACAGGUCAGACAUUACCAAAAGAGUUAAUGGAUGAUGAACCAAGUGCUGAUUUAAUGUAUCCUGCUACUCAUCAUUUGUUACAUGCUGCAGGUGCAAGUCUAAAUAAAAUCCAGGGAAUGAAAGCAACAUUAUUUGAUGAAGAGAUGGAAAAUGAAUAUGAUUCUAUAGAUUUAAAAAUGACUGAAAGAGGUGAUUUUAGUUUUAAUGCUGAAAGUAUAAAAUCACCAAAUAAAAGACUAGCACUUGAAGAAAAAAUAUCAACUCCUUCACAAUUAAAAUAUUCAAGAUUUCAAGCUAUUGGUGUUGCUUCAACAUCUACUUCUGCACAAUUACCAGAAUUUCUUUCUGAUCAUCCUGUAUUAAUGAGUGGAAUAUCUUCAAAGACAGUAAGAAGUGUUCAAGGACAUGUAUGGAAAGGAGGAACUAAAAUUAAAUUAUUACCAUGGUCACAGUCAUUAUUACAUAACUAUCAAAAAAUGAUUGCAGAUGCAGGAUGCUUUGCUGGUAGGUCAUUUCGUGCUGGCUGGGGUCCAUCGUGGAAAUUAGUACAUCUUGGAAAUUCAAUUAAAACAGCUUCAAGAUUGAAUUCUCAACACAUACUCUUGGGAUCACCUUUCAUGUCUUCACAUUCUGAAUUUCCACAUCUGAAUUUAGUCAUAGAGAAUGUGAAAAUGUCAUCAUCAUAUCAAUAUACUGACAAUGUUAUCAGGACAAAUUUAGAAGAAUUACUGAAUGUUCAUUUAUCACAUUCAACUUAUACUAUUGAAAAUGGGGCACCAAUAUUUGUUGCAAAGCCAGGGAUUGAUUUAUUACACACCUGUGCAGAUACAUCAAAAAAGCAUGUUUUGAAUAUAGAUCCUUCACACUCAGAUGUUGAUAUAACACGUCAGUGCCAUCAUGUUUGGGAAUUAUGUGUAGCAUUGUGGGGUAAUAUACUGGGAGUUGAUAAAGGAAUGGAAUCGGUUAAUAGUUAUGUACAUUUAAUUGCAAGAAGGGAAGCAUUUUCUUCAUGGUUAAUAGAAACUACAAGAAAUAAAAUUCAAGAAGAUAUUAGAAAUAACAAAAUUUUUGGUAAUGGAUAUUUAUCAACUAUUUUCACCUAUUUAACAGGUCAUCAGAUUGUAGAAGCAUGUAAUGUUGCACAUCAUUCAGAUGAUAACAGACUAUCGUUACUACUUGCUCAAGCUUCUUGUAAUAUGAUAUCUAGAAAACUUAUUCAAAAGCAGUUAGAAAUUUGGGAACAGUUAAAAUCAGAUCAAUUUAUAAAUGCUUCAAGAUUAAAAAUUUUUGCACUUUUGGCUGGAACUUUGACUUGGCAAGGAUCAAAGAUUUUAAUUAAUUGUUGUGAAAAGUUAGACUGGAAAAGAGCUCUUAGUAUACAUUUUUGGUAUCAUUGUCCUUCAAAUGUCAGUCUUAGUGAAGUAAUUGAUGAAUAUGAUAAAGCAUUUCAAGGUCUUUCUCCUGCUGGAAAAUAUGCUCAACCACCCUUUCCACCUUACAUUGAAGAUAAUCCUGUCCUCCUUGCAGAAUCUAUUACAGAUAUGAAUAAUGGUGAGUGUAAUGUUCCUUUUGAUACGGCAUACCAUUUACUGAAAUUAUAUUGUGAUCGGACUUAUAGAAUGGAUAAACUGUUAAAUCCAAUAACUUCAACUCCCUCACAUUUAGACUAUAGAUUGAGUUGGCUCCUUUCACAAGUACUUCAAUCGUUGGGUUAUGAAAACAUGCCACUGCAUUUGAUGGACACACUUCAUUGUAACUUUUCGUCUCAGUUGGAAUCAAUAGGACUGUGGCAUUGGGCAGUUUUUAUAGCUCUACAUAUUUCUGAUUUGGCAAGACGAAAAGCUUUAGUUAUGGAUCUUUUAUACCGCUACAUUUCUUUAGACUCAAAUGAAGAUGAUAUUACUGUAGAGAAUUUUCUCAUUGAUAGAUUGAGAAUUCCAAAAUGUUGGAUAUUUUCUGCAAAAGCAGUAAAGGCUCAUUAUUUGAACAAAGAUGAUGAAGAAGCAUGGUAUCUAUUAAAAGCUGGCUAUUGGAAUAAAAGUCAUGAAAUAAUAAUAAAUAAACUAGCAGCUGAUGCCAUUAUAAGUGAAAAAUAUGAUUAUUUGAAAGAGUAUUUAGAACAACUUGCACAUCCUGAUAGGAGCAUUACAAUUUUAGAUUGGAAUACUGGUGGUCAGGUAUUUCUGGAUUACAUUCAGAUUACUCAAACUAUGGAGAAUGUUAAAGAUGAAAUAAGUGCCUAUGAAUUAGAAAAACUACAACCAGAAAUACUUUCCCUUUGUCUUAGAUUGUCCAGUUUGAAGUGCUUGAAUGCAAAAGAUCGAUUAUGCCAAUCAGAAAUGGCAAAGAAAACAGCUACAUUACUUCGAAUGGUAUUAAUGUUGCAAACAGCCAAAAACAGAGAAAAAGAUGAUGCUCCAUUACAUUUACUUGCACCAUAUUUGAGCAAACUGCCAAUGCCAGAAGAUUAUGCUCUUCAAGAACUGCAAACUAUGACACACACAUACAUGCUAUCAAUUACCAAAUCAGACUGAAAAAAAAUGUUUCAUGACUUUAAAUAAUUCGAUUAAUGGUGUAAAUAAACAAUUUUAUUAUCAAAGCAUAGUUGCUGCCAUUUGUGAAACAAUUUUACUAAAUAAAGAAUUUACUACAUCAGUUGUUAAUUUUGGAUGAAUAUUAGUUUUUAUAAUUCUGGAAAAAAUUUUGUUAUUCAUAUAAAAAUCAUUGUUUUUUAAUAUGUAAUUACAUUUUAUGUUUGUUAUAACACAAUAUUCAUGAUGCAAAUAAUCUUUGUCAAUCAUUAGGUGGACUUAAUGAAGUUAGCAUUUAUUUUCAUUAAUGGCCAAAUCAAAUCAAAAAGAGUGAUUAAAUACUAAAAAUUUAGUAUCUUAAUAUUUUAAAACAUUGAGUUUUGUAGUUAAUGAUUCAAAAGUGUAAUUCCAAUUUUCUUAUAAAGU
This is a messenger RNA of Centruroides sculpturatus (bark scorpion), 5941 nucleotides long. Its product is annotated as nuclear pore complex protein Nup98-Nup96-like. Gene Ontology annotation, cellular component: nuclear pore cytoplasmic filaments; nuclear pore. The transcript has 2 exons. Gene Ontology annotation, biological process: RNA export from nucleus; protein import into nucleus; post-transcriptional tethering of RNA polymerase II gene DNA at nuclear periphery. Gene Ontology annotation, molecular function: structural constituent of nuclear pore. NCBI's taxonomy places the organism in Eukaryota, Metazoa, Arthropoda, Arachnida, Scorpiones, Buthidae. The record is from RefSeq and is a predicted model, not a curated record. Bases 110 to 5518 code for a protein of 1802 amino acids.